This is a messenger RNA of Symbiodinium pilosum, 819 nucleotides long. The record is from the annotation of a GenBank genome assembly. Lineage: Eukaryota; Dinophyceae; Suessiales; Symbiodiniaceae.
AUGUUGGGGUCCCUUUCUUUCUGGAAACUACCAGGUUGUGAUGAGGAUUGGGCCAGGAUCACUGUAGACUGCUUCUCGCGGAAGCUGCGUGCUUCCGUAAAGGUACAGGAAUUCGACAAUGGCCCUAACUUUGCGGAGCACCGCAUCCAAGUGGAGUCUGCCCAGGACCUGUUGCCGCGGAUAGAGGCGACGCGCUCCUUGUACUUAAAAAGUGCCGGGCUGCGCGAUCAAGUUGGUGACUGCGAUGUUGACACGGCUGAAGCCCGCGCCAAUGUUGCUCGCUGGCUGCAGGGGAAGUUACAAUCCCAGUUUGGGUUCCCUGUUGAGGUGACGACAGACAGUGCUUCACAUCAUGGCAAGAUUUUGGCACGGUAUGCAGGGACGGAUGAACCUUCGCGGAACUGGCAGAGGAAUUACACGACUUUUCACAUAGACCACAAGCAAAACACUGCUGGCUUGGAAGACGGCGUGCAGGUCAAUGUGUGGCUGAACCUUGCUGAUGAGCCAAUCUCCGACUUUGCCCUGGGAUUUUUAGAGCUUGGUGGCUCUAUGGUUGCAGGGAAGGACCUUCCCUCCAUGACGCAGAAGGAGGUGGAAAAUCUAACUGUACGCUACAGAGCUGGACUGACCAAAGACCAAGCGCUGAUCUUUCAGUCAACUGGUGCUUACUCCGUGGUGCAUGGGAGUUUUCGCUUCGAAGAUGCCAGAAAACUGACAAGUCUACCGAGAUACUCUUUGGAGUUCAGGCUCCUACUUCGAAAGCUGCAGCCCGGGCCUGGACUCUGCGAUUCCAUUCCAUCCACAACACGGGCCAGAUGA